AUGAGUACUAUCCAGCUUCCCCCCGCUGCUCAUCGCCAGCGUACUGUGCCUCAAGGUGAACUCGAGGCCGCAUCCACUCUCCGCCUGGGCGCAGACCAACACACCCACACGCUCUCACUGUCCGAGGCACGACUCGUUAUUCACAAGGUGCUGGAGAACAAGCGACGAGGAGGAAACAAGUACGAGGAGCCAGAGAACUUGACCAAGACACUUGAUUACUUGGAUGUGUUUGCCCGAUUCAAGGAUGAGGAGAACAUCAAGGCUGUUGAGCGAUUGUUAAACUCGCAUACAGAGCUUGAGAUGUUUGAGCGAUCGCAGCUAGGCAGUUUGUGCUGUGACAAUGCCGAGGAAGCCAAGUCGCUUAUUCCCAGUCUCCAAACCAAAAUUUCGGACAGUGAUUUGCAGGAGUUGCUGGAUGAGCUGACCAAGCUCCGUAACUUUACUGAGUAA
This is a messenger RNA of Penicillium malachiteum, 450 nucleotides long. Its product is annotated as DNA-directed RNA polymerase II subunit RPB4. NCBI's taxonomy places the organism in Eukaryota, Fungi, Ascomycota, Eurotiomycetes, Eurotiales, Aspergillaceae. The coding region runs from base 1 to 450 and encodes 149 amino acids. Gene Ontology annotation, biological process: mRNA export from nucleus in response to heat stress; positive regulation of translational initiation; nuclear-transcribed mRNA catabolic process, deadenylation-dependent decay. The transcript is spliced from 3 exons. Gene Ontology annotation, molecular function: translation initiation factor binding; nucleotide binding. Gene Ontology annotation, cellular component: P-body; RNA polymerase II, core complex. The record is from RefSeq and is a predicted model, not a curated record.